Molecule: messenger RNA, 2292 nt
Organism: Lineus longissimus
Lineage: Eukaryota; Metazoa; Nemertea; Pilidiophora; Heteronemertea; Lineidae
Exons: 1
Coding region: 1-2292 (763 amino acids)
Biological process (GO): DNA integration
Molecular function (GO): nucleic acid binding
Source: RefSeq, a predicted model, not a curated record
AUGACCAAGCGUGGUGUGCUGGCUACCCUGUCAUCUUUGUUUGAUCCGAUCGGACUGGUUUGUCCGGUGGUGUUAGAAGCAAAGAACUUGAUGCAGCGUCUUUGGAAACAGAACCUGGGCUGGGAUGACCCGCUGAAGGAACAGGAAUGUUUGCUUUGGGAGAGAUGGUUGUCAGAGUUGUCCAGUCUUGUAAAAAUCGAGAUUCCAAGAUGUUACACUCUCAGCAGUGAGAAUGUACUGGAGAUAUCCCCACACAGUUUUGCAGAUGCUUCCGAGUCGGGAUACGGGAUGUGCUCUUACCUCAGAUUUGCAUAUGGAGAAGGAGGAGUGACCUGCUCAUUUGUCAUUGGUCGGUCACGAUGUGCUCCGGUGAAGACAACUUCUAUUCCGAGGCUUGAGUUACAAGCUGCUGUCCUUGCUGCGAGGAUUUCCUGUACUCUCAAAGAAGAGCUGACCUUGAAAAUCGAUUACGUUGUCUUCUGGAGCGACUCCCAGACGACUUUACAGUACAUCAGAAAUGAAAAAAAACGCUUUCAUACCUAUGUAGCAAACCGAGUGGAGGAGAUACGUAGCCUGACCAGUCCAGAUGAGUGGAGACACUGUCCAGGUGUCUUCAAUCCGGCCGAUGAUGCAUCCCGCGGUUUGAAGCCUGAGGAGAUAACAGUAGAACAUCGCUGGUGGAAGGGUCCUGACUUUCUAUGGGAACCAGAAAGUUGCUGGCCACAUACAGAAGUGGAUGCCCUACCAGAAGAUGAUCCAGAGGUUCGGACCAAGGUUCAAGUUCACCUUGCUGUUGGAGAACCACAGGCCCAGACUAGUUUAGAAAAGGUGAUAAAGAACACUGGCAGCUGGCAAACCUUACUCCGUAGGAUAGCAUGGGUUGUACGAUUCUGCAAUAGGCUAAGAAGGAAAACCUAUGCAACAGGCAACAUUCAGCUAGAGGAGCUUGAUCAGGCUGCAUCACUGGUUGUAAGGUCUGUCCAACAAGAGUGCUUUUCGGAGGAAAUCAGCCAACUCCAGGAGGGCAAAGAGGUCAAGGUCACAAGUCCGAUUGCUGAUCUAGGACCGAUCCUGGUCAAUGGAGAGUUACGAGUGGGUGGUCGACUGAGACGAGCACCUACCUUAUUAUCAGAUAAAAAGCACCCUCUCAUUCUGCCAAGGAAGCAUCAUGUUAGCAUUUUGAUCACCCGUCGAUGUCAUGAGAAGUUAGCACAUUGUGGCAGAGAACAAACUGUUGCAGAGACAAGAAAGAAAUACUGGAUCCUCGGUGGGCGUGGAUUGGCUAAGAGACUGAUUUCACAUUGUUGGGUGUGCCGUUACCUGAAUGCGAGGUCCAUGGAGCAAGUAAUGUCCGAUCUACCGCGUACCAGGCUUAUACCCUAUAAGCCGCCCUUCACGUAUCCUGGCGUUGACUUCUUUGGCCCCCUAACCGUGAAAUGGGGCCGCCGUGACACUAGAAAGCGCUGGCGGUGCCUGUUCACAUGCCUCACUACAAGAGCUGUCUUCCUGGAAGUUGCCCAGCCUUUGAGUACAGACGAUUUCCUUCUGGUCCUGAGGCGGUUUGUUAGCAGACGAGGACCUCCCGAGGAAAUACGCUCUGAUCAUGGAUCCAACUUUGUCGGUGCUGACCGUGAACUAAAGUCGUCCAUAGAUGAGUGGAACCAAGGCCAGAUAGAGCAGGAUCUACAGCAGCGAGGGAUCAAGUGGAUAUUUCACCCACCGACAGCUGCUCAUAUGUCGGGCGUGUGGGAGCGCUUGGUGAAAUCCACAAAGAAGCACUUGAAAGCUGUAGCAGGGACCAAUCUCCUGAAUGAUGAAGGACUGAGAACAUUGUUUGCCGAAGUUGAGGCCAUUCUCAAUAGCAGGCCUCUUACUGCAACAUCCGAGGACGUCCGUGAUUGUGAACCUCUCACUCCCAAUCACUUCCUUCUGCAGCGGAAGAUUACUGGAUUGCCACCCGGGAUAUUUGUUAAGCAAGACGGUCUUUUCCGGAAGGAAUGGCGAAAGGUGCAGUACCUGACAGAGCUGUUCUGGGAACGAUGGAUGUACGAAUACUUGCCAAACUUACAGAAGAGAGACAAGUGGUCGAAGCAAAGGAGGAACGUCCAAGAGGGUGAUGUGGUUCUUUUGAAAGAGGACAAUCUUACUAGGAACCAGUGGCCUUUGGCUCGGGUCAUGAAGGUCUUUCCAGGAGCAGAUGGAAUGGUACGAUCGGCACUGGUGAAAAUCGCUACUUCCGAAUAUCAACGACCCAUUGCGAAAAUGUGUCUGAUCGAGGAAAGUGGCGCGUAA